This is a messenger RNA of Cryptomeria japonica (Japanese cedar), 609 nucleotides long. RefSeq lists its product as uncharacterized. The transcript has a single exon. Gene Ontology annotation, molecular function: nucleic acid binding; zinc ion binding. The record is from RefSeq and is a predicted model, not a curated record. Lineage: Eukaryota; Viridiplantae; Streptophyta; Pinopsida; Cupressales; Cupressaceae. Bases 1 to 609 code for a protein of 202 amino acids.
AUGGGCUGCUCCAGAUGGAAAAUAAAAGGUAGUGUCUUUGUCUCUGCUAUAUCGGGGGGGCUCUUUCUUUUCAGAUUCAUUGCAAAAGAAGACUUCAUUUACAUUAUGUCCGAUUCAUGGUCUUACGGCAAACACUGCUUAUCUCUCUCCAAGUGGAAGUCGGGGUUUGAUCCUAGUGCAUACCUCCUCAGACUGGCACCAAUAUUGAUCAGACUCCCUGGCCUCCCUCUGGAGUUCUGGGAUGACACCACUUUUAGAUGGACUGGCAACUCUUUUGGUCAAUUCGUUGCUGCUAACAAUGUGACAAUGCAGAAGUCUAGACUAGUUUAUGUUCGCCUAUGUGUGAAUGUGGCUAUUAACAACUCCCUCCCUAACUUCAAAGCUCUUAAAUCCAAAUGGGGCAAAUGGACGCAGGCUAUUGUCUACGAGAAUGCCUCCCUUUAUUGUCAAAGGUGUGGAAAACAUGGUCAUGUUAUAGCUGAUUGCUUGGCCCCUCCGCCUCCAAAGGAAAAACUGAAGGAGAAGUUGUCAUCCUCGGGUAUUGUUAAUGUGGAGGCAGCUAAAAAUGUUAGCCCCCCCCCCCAACCCCCAAGUUAUUCACAAUAUUGA